CCUUGCGCUGUAGCAUCAUUUCUUCCCGGCACCAAGAAAGUUGGCAUUAGCCUCCAACACCCAGCAACCAUGUCUUACCAGGCAAGACAGCCUUGCACGGCUCCUCCUAUUUAUCAAGAAACCUCUGCAUCACCGUAUAUCCCCCAAUGCAGUGACCCCAGUCCAUGCUCUGAAGGAGCUUCGGCUUCGUCUUACCAAUAUACCCAACCUUCCGUUCCUCCACCCUGCUGCCCUCAGUCGAGCCCCACAGAAAUCCUGGAUGCAAGCACAUCGCCAUGUGUGUCCUUCCAUACCGUCAUUGAUGGAGAAACACUUACGGAGGUGUCUUCUCCCACGCCGUGUGAGUCGGCCACAACUCAACCACAACCAACCCUCCCCCAGCCAAGUCCAGUCGAAAUCAGGGAGACACCCAUUUCGCCUUGUGUGGCCGUAUAUGCCACUGAACCCUUGGAGGGACCCGAAGCCCCACGUGAAGAACCAACGCGGAAUUACGUAAUGCCAGGCUCCAUCGUGAUCUUGGAUCCGUCUGGUACCAUCACGGUGAAGCCGGGUCCGGAUGAUGAAGAGGAAUGUUCAGGAGCAAGAGAGUCUGUCUUUGUGGCACCCUACACGCCUCACUUCUCAUAAAAGGAACACUCAGGGUGCACCUACGCUGCAGAAUUAAUGCAUCUAGAGAUUGCUUUAACUGCCAUGGCUCAAUGCUAUGGGUUCCUGGGAGCUGUAGUUUGGUGCAUCUACACCAGUGGUUCCCAAACUUUGGUCCUCCAGGUGUUUUGAAUUUCAGCUCCCACAAUUCCUAA
This is a messenger RNA of Anolis carolinensis (green anole), 800 nucleotides long. RefSeq names its product cornifin alpha. The transcript has 2 exons. Bases 70 to 627 code for a protein of 185 amino acids. The record is from RefSeq and is a predicted model, not a curated record. NCBI's taxonomy places the organism in Eukaryota, Metazoa, Chordata, Lepidosauria, Squamata, Anolidae.